Molecule: messenger RNA, 2652 nt
Organism: Stereum hirsutum FP-91666 SS1
Lineage: Eukaryota; Fungi; Basidiomycota; Agaricomycetes; Russulales; Stereaceae
Exons: 4
Coding region: 75-2129 (684 amino acids)
Biological process (GO): nuclear-transcribed mRNA poly(A) tail shortening; regulation of DNA-templated transcription
Cellular component (GO): CCR4-NOT core complex; P-body
Source: RefSeq, a predicted model, not a curated record
AACAAUCCCACCCAAACGCCCUGCAAGGUGGCUUCCGCGCCGGACCCUAUGCCUCCCACCCCACCAACUAUGCCAUGCCACCACGGAACAACAUGAACGUCAACGUCGGUCUCGCUGGCGGAGCGCUUGGCGGCGGCGGACUGGGUAGCGCGGGGUUGGGUGGUAUGCCUGGCUAUCCGGGCUCGAUGGGAGCAGGUGCAGGAGGGAUGGGAAUGAGGCCUCAGCCUUCGCCGGGGUUUCCACAGCAGAGAGGUGCUGGUCAGGCCUUCCCGUUCAACACCGGGCUCGGACAACAGCAACCACACGGCCUACACCAGCAGCAACAGUCGAAUCAGCAGCAGCACGGCGGCAAUCCUGGACUACCGCCACAUCUCCAAGGCCCGACGGCACAGAAUCCGAACAUCAACGCGUCGAAUGCUGCCUCGUCGGGUGCGGCGUCGGAUGUUGGACUGGACCCAAGUGACUUUCCUGCGCUAGGAUCGACACCCGCCUCCGUACACGCCAGCGCGCUUAACUCGGGACUCGCAACUCCGGGAACGGCAAAUGGGAGUUACGCGUCGCAGGCUGGGACAACCCCGGGUAGUGGUGUGCAGGGCGGACAAGGGCAGACAAAUGGACGGGAGAGGGAUCAAGGGAGAGAUUUUGGGCCGGACGAUUUUCCAGCGCUCGGCGGAGGUCAGUCGACGCAGCAACAACAACAACAGGUUCAGCAGGCUGGUCAACAAGAUCAUUCACACCCGCAUCCACCCGGUUUGAAUGGUGUGCACACGGCGGAGAGGCAGAAUUCGUUAGGAAUGGGUGGACAGCAGCAGCAGCCGGGAUUGUUGAAUUUGGGACCGGGAGGUAGAGGCCAGCAGGCGUUGCAGAGCGAGUCGGAAAAGCAGAGGAAUUACGCGCUCAAGCUCAACUCAGCAUCGCAUGCUGCUUGGAACAACCCAUCCAACGGACCCUCAGGCACGAAUCCCCUCAACCCCCCACCAUCGCAAACACCCGCACCCGUCGUGGGAGGCGCAGGCUUCCCCGGCACACUAUCCUCUCUCCAAAACGGCUCGCAUCCUCCCACAUCGAACCAAGCACCUCAAUCGCAACCAAACGCACAAAACCAAAAUAAUCACCUAGGCGGCCCGCCGGGUGUUCCUCCCCCUCCAUCCCAACAAGUACCACAGCCGCAACAGCCACAACCGUCACAACAAGUACCACCGCAGCAGGCAACGCAAGGACCACCGCAGCCUCCAGCAACAUCACACACGCCAGGUCCGGCACAACAUUUCGCUCAGGACCAAGCACAACAGCAGGGACAGCAACAGCAAAGGCCUGGGACGACGGUGAAUAAUGUGAAUGUGGUGCCGCAGACCCCGGCGCAGCAGGUGCUCGUCUCUGCAGCGGAUCGGUGGGGCCUGUUAGGACUGUUGGCGAUGAUCAAGAAUGCGGAUUUGGAUAGGGGGCUGCUUAGCGUAGGUACAGAUUUGGGGACAAUGGGGUUGGAUAUGCAGGCUCAGGGGAACCUAUACUCGACGUUCAUCACGCCUUGGGCAGAUUCAUCAGCGGCACAUACUGUUGAACCGGAUUUUCAUCUUCCGACGUGCUAUAACGUGCAACCUCCGCCACCGGGUCCAAGUAAAGCAGCCGCAUUCAGCGACGAGACGUUGUUCUUUAUGUUCUAUUCGAGUCCGAGGGACGCACUCCAGGAAGUAGCCGCACAAGAGCUGUAUAACCGCAACUGGCGCUACCACAAAGACCUUCGUCUGUGGCUCACCAAAGAAUCCGGAACUUCUCCCUCGCAGAAAGUCGCUGGCGGCGAGCACGGAACGUACACCUUUUGGGAUCCCGAUGGCUGGGGGAAAGAGCGCAAGGAUAUGACCGUGCUCUAUUCUGACCUCGAGGAGAAGAACGCACCGGUAUUCGCGCCUGGAGCGGCACUGACGCUGAACGGACCUGCGGGCGCACAGCAGCAGCAGGGACAGGCUGGUGUCAUCGGAGCACAGGCAGGUGCGGGUGGGAUGCAACAAGGAGGACAGGGGCAGAUGCAGGGUCAGCAGGGAGGGAUGGGUGGGCUUGGUGGCGUUGGGGGUAUGAUGGCGAUGGGACAGCGGGGCGCGUUCCAGGGAGUUGGGAUGGCGGCGAUGUAAGAAUGGGGCGAGAAGGAUCAUGUUUGUAGGAUGUGUUUUUCUUUUCGGCGGUCGUUUGGGUCUUGACGCUUGGUUGGUCGGUCGGUGUUCGGCGGCUUCGAAAGCAUGAAUAGUCGUUUGAAGGUCGGGACCGUACGUUGUGUGGUUUGCAGCUCGUAUAUCUUGCCACUCCCCUCUAUUUUUUUUCUUCUCAAGUACUUAUUAUUCGCUCUCCCUCUCUCUGACUCUCCAAUCCUCGUCUCUCCUUGGUCUCGUCCCGUCGUUUGUCGAAUUGUUCCAUCCGUCUUCGUCUCCGUCUAUUUCCCGUUUUCUCCAUUCAUACAUCCGUCAUACGUUCAAGUCGUCCGAAUCACUGUCCCUUGUCAAUAUUUCUAUCUACCCUCGUCGUCGUCGAACCUUCCCUGAUACUCUGUUUUCACCUUCAAGCUCCUUUCCCGUUCUUUUUCUCUCUCGCUCCUUGUGUCAUCUAUCAUUGUCCAACGUUCGCAGUACGCAGUCUGAAGUUUCAAAUCAUCGACAAUCC